AUGUCGGAACAGAUCACAGAACAGCAAGUGGUGGCUACAUACAAGAGUCUGCGCGCUGAGGUGCGGCAGCUAGCUGAGAAGAUUGCUGAGCUAGAACUGGAGACCACAGAGCAUGAUCGUGUGAUUCAGACGCUCAAGGAGCUACCAAGCGGCCGCAAAGCCUAUCGUAUGGUUGGUGGUGUUUUAGUGGAGCGCACAGUACAAGAGGUUUUACCUGCCGUGAGUACCAACCGCGACGGCAUUGCUCAGGUACUGACACAGCUCAAUGAAAAUAUUAAGCAAAAAGAGAAAGCUGCUGACGAGUGGCAGCGAAAGUAUAAUAUCCAAGUGCAGCAAUAA
This is a messenger RNA of Plasmopara halstedii, 339 nucleotides long. RefSeq names its product probable prefoldin subunit 2-like. The transcript has a single exon. Gene Ontology annotation, biological process: protein folding. Lineage: Eukaryota; Oomycota; Peronosporomycetes; Peronosporales; Peronosporaceae. Gene Ontology annotation, cellular component: cytoplasm; prefoldin complex. Gene Ontology annotation, molecular function: protein folding chaperone. The record is from RefSeq and is a predicted model, not a curated record. The coding region runs from base 1 to 339 and encodes 112 amino acids.